AUGCGCUUCACGCUAUCGUAUAUUAAUGUACAUUACCCUAUUUUGGGUAAUGACGAUUCCGGAAAUGAUAAGGCGACUACUCUGAAUAAGACGACGGAAGACAAUGAUGAUAAAUCGGCAACCAGCAACGCAGACGACCCGCUGUCAGCAUUUAACCAGAUGGAUAUCAAUACUUACCUGAGUGGAAGAAAAUCAAAGGAUAAACGUAUAAAAAAUAUGACAUGCGAAUGUACCUACGAUGAAGAUGAUCCAAACUUUAUUGGUUGCGGAGAAAACUGCUUGAACCGUAUGUUAUUUAUUGAAUGCGGCUCUAAAUGUUCCUGUGGGAAAUUUUGUACCAAUCGUAGAUUUCAAAUGGCCGAGUACCCAAAAGUUGAAGUAUUCAAGACAGAGAAGAAGGGAUUUGGAUUAAGGACUCUUGAAGAUUUAGAAGACAAUCAAUUCGUACUGGAAUAUUGCGGGGAAGUUAUCGAUCUGAGAGAAUUUGAACGAAGAAAACGCGACUACGCAAAGAAGAAAAUUAAACAUUACUACUUCAUGACACUAAGCCCAAAUGAGAUUAUUGAUGCAUCACGUAAAGGCACUUUCUCUAGAUUUAUUAACCAUAGUUGUGAUCCUAACUGUGUUACGCAGAAGUGGACGGUAAAUGGCAUGUUGAGAAUUGGCUUCUUUACUUUGCGAAAGAUUCCAGCUAAUACUGAACUAACAUUUGAUUAUCAGUUCGAACGAUACGGGAGAGAAGUUCAAGAAUGUUAUUGCGGCUCUGAAAAAUGCCGUGGUUACCUAGGUGCACCAAAGAAUGAUUCGCGCCAGAAAGAUGAAGGCUCAGCUGCGGAGUCAGAUGGCGAUGAAUUAUCUGAAUUCGAAGAAGAAGUUCAAUCCUUAACAGAAAAUGAAAGAGGCUUAGAAGAUGUAGAUUCUACGUUGAAACUGUGUCGAUUGAUGAUUCGAGCUGAAACUACGGAGCAUCGAUUGAGAUUGCUUAAUGUCCUUCAGGAUAGUGCAAGUUCUGUAUAUUUAAAGCAUUUUGUAAAGUACCAUGGUUUAUCCUUGCUUUGGAGCUGGAUGGUAGACAGCGAUGAAAGUGACAUAGAGUUACGAUCAGAAAUUUUGCAUACUUUAAAGUUGCUUCCUAUUACAUCGCGCAAUAUGCUAGAAGAUAGCAAAAUAAUGCACGUAGUAAAAAAGUGGGCUCAAAGUACGCCUGUGGAAGAAAAUAUUACCGUUAAUGGGAUGACUGAGAAAACUGUUGCUUUGGAAGAAUUACCUAAUCAAAACUCGGACCAGAAAACUGUUACUGACGAGAAUAACGAUAUCCAAGAAGAUUCAAGUAUAAGCCUUGGAAAAGAAAGUGCUUCUCCUAGCUUAUGUAGUGCUAGUGAAGACAUGCCUUGCCAAGUAAACGAUUCUGAAGCCGAUACAAUCACUGAAGUAAAAAUGGACAUUGAAGAUGAUACUGAAAAAAUGACCGAAAAUAUAGCGUCAUCGGAUGAACAUAUCGAUGCAGCUAUCACCAAGGAUGAUGCUAGUGAAAUUACCACGGUAGCAAAUGAUCUUCUUUCAUCUUGGAGCACUUUAAAGGAAGUAUAUCGCAUCCCGAAGAAAGUCACCGUUGAAGAAGUUAGUACUCCAGAAAGCUCGAAAAGUGUCCAACAAAAGAUCGAAACUAUUAUUAGUGGUACAAAUUCCGAGAGUGAUCCAGUGGAAAAAAAUUCUGAACGUAAUGGAUCUAGUGAAAGAGAAAGUAGGGACAAACGAGAUUCUUCCCCACCUAGACAUCGCUAUUCACACCAUAAUCACCACCAUGAACAUUCUUAUCGCCGAAGGAGCUACCGUAAUUCAUCGCCUCGGUCAAGUUCCUAUAGACGUGAUCAUCGUUCUAAUAGAGACCGGGACAGACUUCAUUCAGAAAAGCGAAAGCGUAGAAGUGGCAGUCGUGAUAGUCCAACAAGAAGUUUUGAAGAUAAACGAGAUCGUAAAGACGAUCACGAGAGAAAAUCAGGUCAUGAUAGGAACGAAAGACGUGAUGAAAAGCCCAAUAAGUAUACCCCUUCACCAAAGUCUUCUACGAUAAAUAACGAUUCUGAAAUGAAAGAAACUGAUAAUCAGAAUUCGUCGGUUACAGCGUCAAAUCACGUAAACCCGCCUACUAUUCAGCCGACAACCGUUUACAAUCAAUAUCCUACGACCUAUGCAGCACAGUGGCAACAGAAUCAAAUGAUGUACUAUCAACAACAACAACAACAACAAAUGGCUAUAUACAAUCAGUUGCGUAUGUUUCAUGCGCAACAACAACCUAUUCCGCGUUUACCUGCUGUGAAUCAAGUACAAGAGCAACAAAGGCAGGAAAUGCCAGCUUCUGAUCCGCCACAAGAUUCUUCAAAUGUCGAGCAGAAGUCAUUGAAAGAUGUUCCACCUCUGCCACCAGAUUGGCGCGCCGCCAUCGAUCAACAAGGAAGAAUAUAUUAUUAUAACAUACAUACCAGAGUUUCACAAUGGCAACAGCCGACCGUUACAGAUGUUACAGAUAAAAUUAAAAAAAUUUCGAGUACAAACGAUUCCAUCACCGCCAGCACCGAAGUAGAAGAUCAUUCUGUAGUAAAGGAUGGUAUUCAACCGUUAUCUCCAAGAGUAAGCACAAAAGAGCUUACAUCGAACCCAGAAGUAAAAGUAAACACCAAAGAUAGAAUAAUUGAUAAGAAAGUUAAGGAAGAAUUUAGACAGAAGAUUACUCCAACAAUCAUUGAACAUCUUAAUCCGUACCGCAAGCCAGACUGUAAGACCGGCCAUAUUACUUCUAAGGAGGACUUUAAAGCCUUAGCUCGCAAGUUAUCGUAUGGUGUCCUGGACAAGGAAACUAAACGUUUAAAACCCAGUGAAAGUCUAAGAGUAACUGAUUCUGUAAAGCAUCGAAUAAAAAAUUUUAUUCGACAAUACAUGGAAAAGUGUGGUCCUGUUUACGAACCUAGCAAACGAAAAGAUGACAAUAAAGGUGUCAUGCCAGACAUGGAAUAA
Trichoplax adhaerens is the source of this 3015-nucleotide messenger RNA. RefSeq lists its product as uncharacterized. The transcript has 20 exons. NCBI's taxonomy places the organism in Eukaryota, Metazoa, Placozoa, Uniplacotomia, Trichoplacea, Trichoplacidae. The coding region runs from base 1 to 3015 and encodes 1004 amino acids. Gene Ontology annotation, cellular component: chromosome; nucleus. Gene Ontology annotation, molecular function: histone H3K36 methyltransferase activity; protein binding. Gene Ontology annotation, biological process: regulation of DNA-templated transcription. The record is from RefSeq and is a predicted model, not a curated record.